GCUGCUUUAGCGUUAGCAUUAGCAUCAGCUGUGAGGUGGUGUGUUUAAGUUUUGAUGAUUUUGUUUAAAUUAAAUUAGAUAUUCUGAUGGAGAACGAUAUUUUGGACUCUCUUGAGGAUCUUGGGUACCAGGGUCCUCUGUUGGAGGAUGGCACUCUUCACGAGGCUCUCGGCGGUGGUGCAGCAUCUCCAGAGUUCACUAAGCUCUGCUCCUGGCUCGUCUCUGAACUGAAACUCUUCUGCAAACUGGAGGAGAACGUCCACGCUACUAACUGUCCGAGCGAGGCCGACAGCUUCCAGUUGGAGAUGAGUGGAUUGCUAACAGAGUUGGCGUGUCCGUACCCCUCUCUCACACAUGGGGCCGUCACCCAGCGCCUGCUCAACGCCAACAACUGUGUCCUACUGCUCUCGUUUUUGGUGUCGGAGUUGGAAGCCGCUCGUAUGACGCUGGUGAAUAAACCACAGGCCGCUCAGGACGGCGGUACCGAAACGUCCAGUAGUGAAGCUUUCCUGGAGCUGAAGGGCAUCUGCAUGGCCCUGAAAAUGUCCAAACCUCCGUCCAACAUCAGCAUGUUCCAGUUCUUCAGCGGCAUCGAGAAGAAGUUGAAGGAAGCGUUUUCCAGAGUUCCUCCCAGUCACGUAGGUGCACCUCUACUGAAGAAAAACCUGGGUCCUCUUCACUGGGAGAAAAUUGAAGCUAUAAACCAGGCGCUGGUAAACGAGUAUGAGGUGAGGAGGAAAAUGUUACUCAAGCGCCUGGAUGUGACCGUCCAGUCCUUUGGCUGGUCCGACCGAGCAAAGGCUCGAUCUGAGAAGCUGGGUAAAGUGUACCAGCCUCUCCGCUCGGCGCUGGGCGGUAAGAGCAGGGUGGGUGUCGCCCAUCUGAUCGCCGCCAGAGAGGACCUGUCCAAAAUCCUGCGCACCAGCAGCGGCCAGAGCCGAGAAAAAACCUCCUGCGCCAUCAACAAGGUUCUGAUGGGUCGCGUCCCAGAUCGCGGCGGUCGACCGAACGAAAUCGAGCCUCCGCCCCCCGAGAUGCCGACGUGGCAGAAGCGGCAGGACGGUCCGACAGGGGGCGGCGGCGGCAGAGGGGGCGGCAGAGGCGGCUACGAUCAGCACCAGGGCGGCAGAGGAGGCGGUGGAAGAGGGGGCAAGGUACAAGGAGGCUGGUCGGACGGAGGAUCUCAGGGUCAUUAUCAGGACGGAGGACGAGGCGGCUACCAGGGAGGCCAAAGGGGUCAGGGGCAUCAGGGGGGAGGGUACCAGGGAGGACCAGGGUACACGGGCGGAGGGUAUCAGGGUGGGUACCAGGCGCAGGGAUACUCCGGCGGAGGAUACCAAGGAGGCCAACACCAAGACGGAGGGCGUCAGCAGGAGCGAGGAGGCGGGCGGGGUGGGCGCGGAGGAAGGGGGCGGGGCGGACGAGGAGGGCAGAGUGGAGGCUGGGGGGGUGGCAGAGGGGGGCAGAAUUUUAACCAAGGAGGGAAGUUCGAGCAGUUCUUCCAGCAGGGAGGGCACCAGUAUAACCAGUCAGGGUUCGGGCAGGGGCACUACACCAGCUGAGGGCGAGAGAGUCCGCGGGGAGGUGAAGAGCCGGGCGGGGCCGGGCAUCCGUGCGCUCGCCGCACUCAUGAGGAAGAGAACAGCCUCGUUCCUACCUGACCUGCUAGCGGCUAAGCUGAUCCUACGUCGCGUGUCCUCCUCCUCACGGCUUUGGGCUGCGUCCCAAUCCAGCGUGUCACAUCAGUCAGUCCAUGAUGUUUUCACAACAGAAAGCUAACAUCCGAUCAAGUUAGCGUCGGAAUGCUAGCACUCCUUCAUGCACUUAGCGUAACUUCUGGAGUGUUAGCGUUGCGGGUGUUGAGGCGCUCGGAGGUGUUUGUGUAAUAUAUAAAAAUAUUUAAGAAUAAGUCUUUAUUUUGGUUGAUUAGAAGUUUGGUGAUGGACGUUCCCGCUCUUCUACGCGGGAGGAUUUAUUUUCAUUAAAGUUCCUAAAGCUGCUCGUUCUGUUGGGAAAAUGUCUGGUGUUACAACACUGAGGGGAAUAAAGCGGAAUGUUUACUGA
Molecule: messenger RNA, 2064 nt
Organism: Trichomycterus rosablanca
Lineage: Eukaryota; Metazoa; Chordata; Actinopteri; Siluriformes; Trichomycteridae
Gene: tslig3a
Product: family with sequence similarity 98 member A
Exons: 8
Coding region: 87-1562 (491 amino acids)
Cellular component (GO): tRNA-splicing ligase complex
Source: RefSeq, a predicted model, not a curated record